Molecule: messenger RNA, 1452 nt
Organism: Macrosteles quadrilineatus (aster leafhopper)
Lineage: Eukaryota; Metazoa; Arthropoda; Insecta; Hemiptera; Cicadellidae
Exons: 4
Coding region: 1-1452 (483 amino acids)
Source: RefSeq, a predicted model, not a curated record
AUGCCCCGACCUUUGAAGAACUACCCAAAACCAGGAGAUCCUGGUGGAAAGGAUGAUCCUCAUAGAGUGGGACAGAAACACAGUGAGGAGUGGUACCUGAGUGAAAAUUUAAAAACGCAGCGUGUUAACCCACUCUCUACCACGUCUCACAACGCCUCUCUCAUACAGCUGAGUGUGACGGCCGGUAGGCAGCGUGUUAACCCACUCUCUACCACGUCUCACAACGCCUCUCUCAUACAGCUGAGUGUGACGGCCGGUAGGCAGCGUGUUAACCCACUCUCUACCACGUCUCACAACGCCUCUCUCAUACAGCUGAGUGUGACGGCCGGUAGGCAGCGUGUUAACCCACUCUCUACCAUGUCUCACAACGCCUCUCUCAUACAGCUGAGUGUGACGGCCGGUAGGCAGCGUGUUAACCCACUCUCUACCACGUCUCACAACGCCUCUCUCAUACAGCUGAGUGUGACGGCCGGUAGGCAGCGUGUUAACCCACUCUCUACCACGUCUCACAACGCCCCUCUCAUACAGCUGAGUGUGACGGCCGGUAGGCAGCGUGUUAACCCACUCUCUACCACGUCUCACAACGCCUCUCUCAUACAGCUGAGUGUGACGGCCGGUAGGCAGCGUGUUAACCCACUCUCUACCACGUCUCACAACGCCUCUCUCAUACAGCUGAGUGUGACGGCCGGUAGGCAGCGUGUUAACCCACUCUCUACCACGUCUCACAACGCCUCUCUCAUACAGCUGAGUGUGACGGCCGGUAGGCAGCGUGUUAACCCACUCUCUACCACGUCUCACAACGCCUCUCUCAUACAGCUGAGUGUGACGGCCGGUAGGCAGCGUGUUAACCCACUCUCUACCACGUCUCACAACGCCCCUCAUACAGCUGAGUGUGACGGCCGGCAGCGUGUUAACCCACUCUCUACCACGUCUCACAACGCCUCUCUCAUACAGCUGAGUGUGACGGCCGGUAGGCAGCGUGUUAACCCACUCUCUACCACGUCUCACAACGCCUCUCUCAUACAGCUGAGUGUGACGGCCGGUAGGCAGCGUGUUAACCCACUCUCUACCACGUCUCACAACGCCUCUCUCAUACAGCUGAGUGUGACGGCCGGCAGCGUGUUAACCCACUCUCUACCACGUCUCACAACGCCCCUCAUACAGCUGAGUGUGACGGCCGGUAGGCAGCGUGUUAACCCACUCUCUACCACGUCUCACAACGCCUCUCUCAUACAGCUGAGUGUGACGGCCGGUAGGCAGCGUGUUAACCCACUCUCUACCACGUCUCACAACGCCUCUCUCAUACAGCUGAGUGUGACGGCCGGUAGGCAGCGUGUUAACCCACUCUCUACCACGUCUCACAACGCCUCUCUCAUACAGCUGAGUGUGACGGCCGGUAGGCAGCGUGUUAACCCACUCUACCACGUCUCACAACGCCCCUCAUACAGCUGA